Messenger RNA from Talpa occidentalis (Iberian mole), 771 nucleotides. Its product is annotated as cytochrome b5. The record is from RefSeq and is a predicted model, not a curated record. Gene Ontology annotation, cellular component: mitochondrial outer membrane; intracellular membrane-bounded organelle. Lineage: Eukaryota; Metazoa; Chordata; Mammalia; Eulipotyphla; Talpidae. The transcript is spliced from 5 exons. Bases 80 to 484 code for a protein of 134 amino acids. Gene Ontology annotation, molecular function: heme binding.
GGGCGGCCCGCGGAGACCGCGCUCCGCUCCGCCCGGCUCGGCUGCUCGCUGCAGGGCCUGAGGCUCGCCGCCUUCCGAAAUGGCCGAGAAGUCGGACAAGGCCGUCAAGUACUACCGCCUGGAGGAGAUCCAGAAGCACAACCACAGCAAGAGCACCUGGCUCAUCCUGCACCACAAGGUGUACGAUCUCACCAAAUUCUUGGAAGAGCAUCCUGGCGGGGAGGAAGUCUUAAGGGAACAAGCCGGAGGAGAUGCCACUGAAAACUUUGAGGAUGUCGGGCACUCUACAGACGCCAGAGAGAUGUCCAAGACAUUCAUCAUCGGGGAGCUUCACCCAGAUGACUGGUCAAAGAUAGCCAAGCCUUCGGAAAGUCUCAUUACUACUGUCGAGUCUACCACCAGCUGGUGGUCCAACUGGGUGAUCCCCGCCGUCUCCGCGCUGACCGUGGCCCUGAUGUACCGCUACUACAUGGCGGAGGACUAGCCCGCGGCAGGGGCUGCCUGGACAGAGCUCGGACGCCGGAGGGAGAAUGUUCGUGUGCUUUUCCUGAAACGUAAUUGUGACGCACGCCCCCCUCCAGCUCCGUUAGAAACAACAAGCCCCAGACAACCGUCUGCUCUUUCUACUCCUCCACGUCUCAGUGUCCCUUUGUAUUCAUCAGUUUAUUUUGAUGUUCUAGCACUACAUAAUUUACCUGUUGUAGAAUGAUCUUUUAAAAAUAUACCUGUCUUUUAAAAUCCACCACCACGUGUGCCUGUCAGUUUGUCGCU